AUGACCAUGGACGCCGAGACGUACACCCACCUCACAGGCAACCCCUACACCAUGGACACGUCCUCCUCCACCACCUCCCUCGGCCCGCAGGCAGUCCCGAGAGAGCUGUUCCACGAGGCCAGCUGGCGCACAAUAAUGUACAACCAAACUACGGAGAACGAGAUGGCGGGUUUCGGUACUGAUCAACAACAACAAAACUCACAGGUUCAGGUGACCUCCCCAACAGACCCAUCAAUGACCGACAUCGAUCUGGACAUCGAUGAUGACCUCGACGUCACCGCUGAACUCCAACAACAGUCACCAUCACGACCACAACUGACCCGUGUGAAUAGCUUCGACUUCGUCCUCCACCGCGCCAACCAACUCGCCUCGGAGCAGCAACGCCAACAACAAGGCUAUUCCAACUCCUUCGACCUUGCACUAACGCCCCCUCCUCCGCCUAGCACGCCCGUCCGCGCACACACCACCCCCUCCCUCACAGCUUCAUCGACGCCGUAUGAGGAGAUUGAGAUGCGGGAUUUGCUCGCUCCUCCUCCUCCCCCAGCUCAGACGAGAUCCGCCACGGAGGGUGUGGGUUGGAAGAACAAGGUUUGGGGCUGGUGUACGGGGGUUUGUGGGGCUUAUUCGGAGGUUGUUAUGAGGGAGUCGGUUGGUACGACGACGACGGCGACGGCGACGAGUAGUUGGAGAGUUGAUGGUGGUGUGACGGCGCCGAGGAGGACGGCGAGGUAA
This is a messenger RNA of Zasmidium cellare ATCC 36951, 732 nucleotides long. RefSeq lists its product as uncharacterized. Bases 1 to 732 code for a protein of 243 amino acids. Lineage: Eukaryota; Fungi; Ascomycota; Dothideomycetes; Mycosphaerellales; Mycosphaerellaceae. The record is from RefSeq and is a predicted model, not a curated record. The transcript has a single exon.